This is a messenger RNA of Porites evermanni, 1020 nucleotides long. Lineage: Eukaryota; Metazoa; Cnidaria; Anthozoa; Scleractinia; Poritidae. The record is from the annotation of a GenBank genome assembly.
AUGUCCAUGAAUCUUACUAAUUCCACGACCAUUUCAAACGAUCAGCAGAGAGGAAAUGGCAACUACUUCGAACCUGUUUAUGAUGGUUUGCUGAUAGUACUUUGUGUAGCUGUCAUCAUAAUAAACCUGUUCGUUUUGCUGUUGUAUUCCAAAAGAAGACAGUUACAUACUAAAACAAACACAUUACUGGUCAGCUUGUCCAUAUCAGACCUCAUCAUGGGUCUUUGUGGAAUACCGCUUUAUAUCGCAUGCAAUGCGGUCCGUGAGGGUAACGUUUGUAUCGCUCAGUUAGUCAUGUUUCGUUUUAGCGCGGUCUCGACAAUGUUUCAUAUUCUUGCCAUUACCGGAGAGCGAUAUUUUAGUGUCAUACACCCGUUACAGUACAUAAAUAUUGUAACAGGUCAAAUAAUCUUACGAAUCAUUGCUGGGAUCUGGCUGAUAUCGUUUUUCUUCGCUGUUGUUCAGCUCUCUUGGAUUUUACCAUUUGGCUUUUUCUCAAGGCAUCCCACAAAAAUGACAGCAUCCUUGAUCUUCGAUUGCGUCGGGUUUGCAGUGUUCUUUGCUAUCCCUUUCCUCCUUAUGGUUGUUGUUUACGUCCAAAUGUUCAUCACAAUUCACCGACAAGUUCAACAGAUCAAAAGACAACAACGAGUCAGUCUUGAUUUUUCUUCCUCUACCAACACCUUUUAUGCAUCUCACACACAGCUUCGCGCAUUGUUCAUAUUUUCUAUUAUGCUUGUACUGUUCGCGGGCUCGUGGCUUACGUGGUAUAUCAGUCUUUUUCAGCUAUACAUCGACUUUUCUUUUAUGAGCGAAAUAUCUAUGAUGAUCUUCGACUUUCUUCGUCUUGGAGUGUCGUUUAUUAAUCCACUAUUGUAUACAUUUUUGAAAAAUGAUUUCAGCGAAGCGCUCAAAUCAUUUCUAAAAAACAGAAGAAAAAAUCUCGACAUCACUAUCAGUCAAACCACAGGAACAACUCAUGGGCAUUGGAAACAACCACCGAGUCGGAGCAGUUUAUAA